Messenger RNA from Antechinus flavipes (yellow-footed antechinus), 6373 nucleotides. RefSeq names its product RNA exonuclease 1 homolog (gene REXO1). Gene Ontology annotation, molecular function: exonuclease activity; nucleic acid binding. NCBI's taxonomy places the organism in Eukaryota, Metazoa, Chordata, Mammalia, Dasyuromorphia, Dasyuridae. Gene Ontology annotation, cellular component: nucleus. The coding region runs from base 167 to 3979 and encodes 1270 amino acids. The record is from RefSeq and is a predicted model, not a curated record. The transcript is spliced from 19 exons.
GCGGCAAGAUGGCAGCCGCGGCUGAGGAGGCUGAGGCGGCAACGCGGCCUGCGGGGCCCCGGAGCCCCCAGAGGGACCUGUAAAAGGGGCCGGCGGCUCCGGCAGCUCCGGGCCCCGGCCCGGGCUGUGAGGACGGCGGUGGCGGUUGCGGCGGGGCCUCGGGACGAUGCUGCGCUCCACCGGCUUUUUCCGGGCCAUCGACUGUCCCUACUGGGCCGGGGCCGGCGCGGGGGCGUCCUGCUGUCGGAGGCCCUACUGCCACUUCCGGCACCGCGGCUCCGAGCGCGGCCCGGCCCGGAGCGAGGCGUCCGCUGCAGCCGCUAACGGCCCCGGCCCUGGCGGCGGGGGCGCGGCCCGGAGUGCGGGAGAGCUUGGCUAUGACCCAUAUAACCCUGACCUUCCGAAGCCUUCAGUUGGAACUGAACAUGGCUCCCUGGGGGAUGUUCCAGAACCCAGCUCUGGCAUUUUGGAGCUAGAGUUAGUCAACCAGGCCAUUGAGGCUGUCCGGAAUGAAGUGGAACGAGAGGAAAAGAAAUAUAAGGAGCUGCUAGAGACAACCAAGGAAUAUGGCACCACAGAGACCUCACUUGUUUCACAAAGCCCCACUGGAGCUGGAGUGCCCAACCCAGACUCCUUUGCCACGUCCUUAGAAUAUAAUCCAGGUAGCUACAAUCUAUUAAAUAAUAACACAGACUAUAACCCUACCCCCUUGGCUGCUGCUAAUAAAUGUAACAAGUAUACUUUGGAUUCUUUGGAGAAAUCCAAGGCUAAAGGUAACUCUCUGGAAUAUGUUCCAAAGUCUGUGAUCCAACCCAAAAAAUAUAGCCGUGCUGUUCCCAACAGUAAAUAUGUGAUUGACAAUUCUAAGCCAUCCACAGAUUUGGAAUAUGACCCCCUUUCAAAUUACUCAGCCAGGCUUUUAAAUAAGGGCAGUCCGAAGGACCAGAGGGGGGUCAAAAGGAGAAGGGACUCAAACCAAGAUGAGUCCUAUACUCCUUCGCUCAAGAAGCAUUGCGAUGUUUUUAGCAAUUAUGAAACAGAUGCCAGAUUUUCUGACUCAGAAGAUGAGGACCCCAGCUCAGAGAACCAGCCAAAUCCUGCCAGCCCCACAAAAGCUAGAACCAGUUCAGAGAGUCAGGCCAGCAGUGGGUCAUCCCCUGCUAAGGGAAAGCCUCUGGAACCUGAGGAAAGUAGUUUGAGGGAGACGAAGGAGAUUGCUGUGCAAUAUGACAUGGGGGAUAUCCAGCGGCGGCAGAGUCCUAUUGGAAAACCCCCAUCAGAGAAAAGUGGAAAAGGAAACAAACACUCUUCAGAAGGGAGGGAGAAAGUGGCAGUUGGGGACCUAAAGUGUAAAGGCAGCCUGAAGGAUCACAGAGUCCAGAAAAGAAAAUCACAUGACCAAAAGAGCUCAGGCCAUCAAGAAGUGGAGAGUCAGAAAGAAAAAAGUAAAUCGUCAGAGAAAGACAAAGGGAAGAAUAAAGACAAAGCAAAAGGGAAAUUAGGGGAGAAAAAUCAUAGAGAGAAGAAACUCUCUAAGGUUAAAAGUGAUGGACACAUAAGUAAAAUGGAGAAGUCCAAGUUAGAAAAGCAAGAGGUGACCAGGAAGGAGAAGUUAUCUGCUAUGUCAGUGGCCAGCUCAGGGAAAAGGAAGAACGAUGGCCUUGGUAAGAGACCGAGCACAGGGAAGCUGGGAAACCAUAAGAAGGAGGCCAAACUGAAGCCAGCAGAUCCUCCCAAUGGGAAAAACAUGUCCACUAGCAAUAAGCUAAAAGACAAGAAAGGCAGUAAAACCUCUUCGGGUAGGCUGAAAGACAAGAAGUCCCUUUCUCUAGAUGAAAGCAGUUCCCAAGGCUCCCCAAAGCCUAAGAAGAGGACGUUGAGCCAUAUUGAUCUCUUUGGAGAUGAGAGUGGGGAUGAAGGGGAAGGGACAUCCCCAGUUCUUCCUGCCACCCUCCCAAGUCUAAGCUCAGACUCAGACUCAGACUCAGAUGAUGGAAGCUGUAGCCUCCCGAAUGAGAGUAAGGGACCAAAACGCCUCCGGGGUGCCCAGAUCGCUACCUCUUCAUCCUCAUCUUCUGAGGCCUCCGAUGACAUCGACUACUCUAUCCUGGAGAAGGAAUUGGAUUACGAUUCAGACCCCAUGGAAGAAUGUCUUCGGAUUUUUAAUGAGUCUACAGAUGUGAAGACUGAAGACAAAGGGAGGCUCAACAAACAGCCAUCCAAAGAAGAGAAGAUUGAGGGAAAGUCAGAGGACAGUUUGACUACAUUGUUUCCAGGCCAGAAGAGGAGGAUUUCCCAUCUCUCCAAGCAAGGAAAUGCUGAAGUCCCAAGCAAGCCAGUCAUUCGGCCCUAUCGCCCACCCACUGCUCAGGAGGCCUGCUACCGACGAACCCAGCUUGCCCAGAAACAGGCCUCAGACAUUCUUGCAGGAAGACUGGCAACCCAGAAGCAUUCUGUGUCUCUUCCUGAGGAGAAGAGGAGAAUUGCCCAUGUGCCCAAUCCCCGCAUGGCCACAGCACUGGCAGCAGCAGCCAAUUCAACCCCCACAGGUGCCAAGAAAAGUAAUUCUUUGAACACCGUUCAAGUCGCAAAUGGCUCUGAGCCAAACAUCUCCUUGAAGUCCCGAACGAUGUCUGGGAUGGCUUCUAAAACGAGCACGACAUCCGUGCAGAAGAGGAUAGCACAUAUGCCCUCCCUACAGAGUGUAAGCUUAAAUAGACCAGUCAUUCCAACUGAGUUUGGGGCCAAGGUUCCCACCAACAUCCGCCAACGUUAUCUUAAUCUUUUUAUUGACGAGUGCCUGAAGUUUUGUCCGUCACCCCAAGAAGCUUAUGACAAGGCUUUAUCGGAGGAGAAGGUGGCCUAUGAACGGAGUUCAAGCAAGAAUAUCUACCUGAAUGUGGCUGUCAAUACCCUAAAGAAGCUAAGGAGUUUAGGACCUGGUUCUGUACAAUGUGUAAACAAGAACAGCAAUCGGAAGGUGGUGUCCCAUGAAGCUGUGCUGGGAGGGAAACUGGCCACAAAAACAAGCUUUACACUGAAUCGAUCGGGAAAUCUCAGAGCAGAAGAUUUGACAGGAGCUGCCUUGUAUCGAAGAUUAAAGGACUACAUUCUUACAGAGGAUCAACUGAAAGAGAACGGCUACCCUUUGCCCCACCCUGAAAAACCUGGCCGAGCGGUGGUCUUCACCACCGAAGAGAAGAAGACCACAGACUCAUCCUGCCGUAUUUGCUGUCGCUGUGGCACUGAGUACCUAGUCUCGCCCACCGGCAAUUGUAUCCGGAAGGAGGAGUGCUGCCAUCAUUGGGGGAGGCUGCGUCGGCAGAGAGUGGCUGGUGGAUGGGAAACCCAGUAUAGUUGCUGUUCAGGAGCUGUUGGUUCUGUUGGGUGUCAGGUUGCUAAGCAACAUGUGCAAGAUGGCCGUAAAGACAACCUUGAAGGGUUCGUGAAAACCUUUGAAAAACUUCCCUCUACAGAUGGAUAUCCAGGAAUAUAUGCCCUCGACUGUGAGAUGUGUUAUACCAAACAAGGCCUGGAGCUAACAAGAAUAACUGUGAUCAACUCUGAUCUGAAAGUUGUCUAUGACACAUUUGUGAAACCAGACAACAAAGUUGUGGAUUACAACACGAGGUUUUCUGGGGUGACAGAAGAAGACUUGCAGAAUGCGUGUAUAACCCUUCGGGAUGUCCAGGCGGUAUUGUUGAACAUGUUCAGUUCAGACACCAUCUUGAUAGGACACAGCUUAGAAAGUGACUUAUUUGCUCUCAAGCUUAUUCACACCACAGUAGUGGACACAUCAGUGGUCUUCCCUCACCGCCUUGGGCUCCCCUAUAAGAGAGCACUGCGGACGCUGAUGGCCGACUACCUCAAGCGUAUUAUCCAGGACAAUGUGGAAGGCCAUGAUUCAAGUGAAGAUGCCAGUUCUUGCAUGGAACUGAUGAUUUGGAAAAUCAAAGAAGACUCAAAAGUCAAGCGAUGACUCCUCUCUCCUCCCUUCCCCUUCCCUUCCUCCUUAACCAUCUCUAUCUUCAUCCCCUCCAUCACCAUCCCAGUCCCCUCACUUCCUCCAAAGCAGUGCAAUAAAUCCUCAGAGUUAACACUGUUCACCUUGCAAACAACAAGAGCCUCCCCUGCCCACCCCCCACCAGAGCCCCUCCCUCCUUCCCUCCCUGCCCCUGCUCCCCUCUUAGCCCCAGCCCAGCAGCAUGCUUUCCCCGGCGUGUCUGUGCACUUUGGGGUGCUCGUGGAAUCUAGAGACUUGUGCCAGCUCAGCACAAGGGGCUGGGCUCCCCGGCUCCUGUACCUCUUGUCUCCAUCAGAUGAGCAUUUCUGAUUCUUGCCUUUCCGGUCCCACAAGGUCAUGUUGAGCUGCACACCCAGAACUAGGUCCUAAUUCUCUGCCCCAGAGGCAGUUUGAUCAGAAUUGCACAGCAUCUGUCUGCCCGCCUGCCGCUGCAAGGAUCUGGUGCUGCGCCACCCUUGGGGCUGGUGGAUGGUUGGAAGAGAAUCUGGCAGGGCCCUGUCCAGCUGCUGAGGGAAAGAGCGGGAUCCCAGCAGGAUGGCGUUUCCUAGAGGGCACAGGUCACAUUCCCUUGAAGCCAACAUCGAGUGAGGCAGCUCUCCAUGAUGCUACCCCCUAGCCACUGUCCUUGGGGGAAAGAAGCCACUGGUGUCUUAAACCCAUCCGUCCCCUCAUGGGACAGGCCGCGCUGCUGGAGUCCCACCGAAGGCCUCAGCCCCUGGCUGGAGGAGAGAUGGAUGCAGGUAUCCUUCUGUACCAUAUGUGAAAAUAAGACUGUUUGCCCUCUAAGCAAAACACUGUAAAUCUGAUCCAGUUUUCCCAUUGACUUGAAUUAUCUGGAGGGGGGCUUUUGAUUUCUUCUUAAGUAUGAGUGCUGCCUCCACACUUCAGUGGAUGUAGAUGUUCUUCCUUGCUGACCGUGGCCAAAAAACCCACCAUUAUCUGGUGGCCAACCUUUUAGCCUCCCUUUAAAGGAAACAAAGGGGUCGGAGGAAGAAAGAAGGUCAACAAUAAAACCCUUGCAAUCUCUGUGGAGCCACUGAGUCCCUUUUUCCACAACUUUUGGGAACCAAAUACCUGGAGCUGUUGGGCCCUCAGGGAAGUGGUGGCCUGGGGGGGCUAGCCUCCUGGAAGCAUUAAAGAACCAGCUCCUCUCUGGCUUUCUUCUUCCCAGGAGGUUUAAAUAGACUCUUCGAUUCACUAUCAGCCCGGGUCUCCAGCUGGUCACUUGGGGCCUUAGUGUUCUGCAGAGUGGAGUUUGUCAGAGGCCUCCAGGACACACAUUAAAGAACAUCUCCCCGCUUUAAGGGUUGGUUUGGGUGGCGUGGGCCUGCAAAGAUCACUUGGGUCAACUUGAGUGAAGAAAGGAAAGAGAUGAGAGGUUUGUGCCCUCCUCCCCCAGGUUCAAAUAGGUUUUAAGAUCGAUGCCUUCUGGAGGAAUGUUAAUUAGCCAUUGGUUUAAAGCCUGUGACUCCCUGGGGGGAAGGACACCUUCUUCCCCAUAAAGCCUGUCCCCCUGGGAGAAAUCAUUAACUGGCACUGUGGAGGAGGCCGCCCCCAGCUAUUUCAGCUGAGGGAGCAAGGCAGCCAGCUGAGAUGUGCUGGACACUGAGUCCCCUAUUCUGACCCUGCUUGUCUUCAAAAAGGGCAACAAAGGUGGAAGGAGUAUUUAGUAGAUGAUGCUUAGCUCCCUGGAUUUCAGCCAGUGGACAGUUAAGAAAUUUAACAGGUCCCUCUCUUAGAGAAGAAAACAAAGGGCUCUGCCAGUUUGGGGCAGGGGCCAUUGCUGCUAGUGGACCGCUAAAGGAGACGAUUUUGUCUUUUUUUUCCAAGUGCCCUACUUAAGUCAAAAACUUUCCUGGCUGGAUAUUCCUUCUCUAUGGAUGGGCCCAAUGCAUCUGGUCCCUUCUCUUUUGAGAAUAAUUUGAAGCAUUUACCUUUCAAAGUUUUUCCAGGUUUUUCCCCCUCCUCCCUUCCUCUUCCCUCAGGCUUGUGUCAUCCCCAUCUUGAACCUUAGUUUGCCAAUGUGUGAAACGAGGGAUUUGAACUAGAUGUUCUCCUAGCACUCCUUUCUAUCUAAAUCCUUGUCUCCUAGUUGGAUAUUAAAUUGGGAUGGAUUGGAGACCUCAGUGGGCCAGAAUGCCCAGAGACCACAGGGUAGUCAUGAAGUAGGGGGCCCUUCCAGCCACAGCUUUGGUGUCCUAGCCUCUGUAAUGCAUCAGGUACCCAUGGGAGAGAGUCCUAAAGUGCUGGGUAGCGUUGGGGACUGUACAUAUAGAUAUUGUAACUGUUAAUUUCUUUUUUGUAACUAUUAAUAUUUUUUAAUAAAAGGUGCUGUGCUUAUUCACAAAA